This is a messenger RNA of Podarcis lilfordi (Lilford's wall lizard), 4355 nucleotides long. Lineage: Eukaryota; Metazoa; Chordata; Lepidosauria; Squamata; Lacertidae. The record is from the annotation of a GenBank genome assembly.
UCUAAUGGCCAUUUUCCUUUUCCCAAACAAUUUACCUGUUUUUUUGUUAUAUACCAGGGGACAUACCAUGUUCUCAAAAGAUUUAUUAAAGCAGCCCAGGCAUGAUGUUCCAUCUUGUCUUAUGAUGUUCCAUCUUGUCUUACUGAUGUUCUUCCCCAUUCCCCCACCUCCACUUAUAGCAAGGAUGCCAUAGAAUGACACCCUGUCCUAGCCAACAAAACCGGACCCUUAGUCACCAGUUGCCUGAAGGAAAGCAUCAUCAUCAUCAUCAUCAUAAGCCUGCAAAGAACAGCCUGCCAACAGGUGAUCCAUCCACUGCUUUUGUUCUUUCUCUUUUUCAGACCAACAAUGGAGAGAUACAGCAGGUGUUAAAUGUUUAACAGGUCUGAGGAUCACACCUGGCCCAAAGAUCCCCCCCCAAAGGCUGUCAGGUGGGAAAUGCACAACUGUUGUACCCCCUGCUUGUACCUGGUGGUGCUGGAAAGAGCUGCUCCUGGUGAAAUUUGCCUCUCAAAUACGUCUUUGUGCCUGAGUUGUCAUCUUAGAUAGAAAUGUGCAGUAGCUGUACUGUACAUGCAGAAUGAUAUCCAAGAUGGCAAUGUCCUCAUAAGACAUGGAUAUCAUUGAUUUUUAGCAUUCUGACCUUAGACAAAGAUUUGGCAAGACAUUUUGUGGUAAAAUGAAAUAGGUGUGUGUUGUCCAUCUAAUGUCAAAAUUCACCAGGUUGUCUUGUCCCAUUCAUUGUUAAAAGCAAGACUAUGAAUUGAAAUAAAUAUUAUUUUGAAGUUUGUUUUUUUAAAAAAUGAAGAUAACUCUUUUAUAUAUAACACAUAUGUAUUGAUGUGGAUAUCAUUUUAAAACAUGUCACUUACAUCAAGAAUGACAGUGGGAUAGCACCAGUUAUAAUUCAGAUCAGAAUCCACACACAGUAUAAUUUAGGAAGGAGGACAUUAAUCAGUGACCCUAACUGGUUAAAUGAUGCUACUAUGUGUUAGAAAAUAGAGGGUCCCUGGCUGGGCAGCAACUUGACCAAGAAGGAUCUGGGCUUCAUGCAUGUUCAGGUCAUUGAGUGUGGAAUUAUCUUUUUAAAGGACCAACAUUCUUCAUGAUGCUCUCUGUCAGUUAACUUUGUGCAUCUGUUCAAAUGGGUCCUGUAGCAAGAACUAUAGCCCUACUGAUUAUAAAUGUUUGUUCCUUUAAACCAGUGAUGGCCAAACAGCUGUUUUGGGGCUACAAUUCCCAUCAUCCCUGACCACUGCUCCUGUUAGCUAGGGAUGAUGGGAAUUGUAGUCCCAAAACAGCUGGAGGGCCAAGUUUGGCCAUCACUGCUUUAAACAAAAGGGGGGUGUUCCCAGGGGGAAAGAUGGGUUUUGAAUCUGGGGAACCAACAGGGCACCAGGGAAUAGGGAUAGUCAUUUUCCAUUGAAAUCAGGAAUGAGGAUCUAACCCUUUAAAAUUCAUUACAAUUGCUUGGGGGGGGGGUUGAUUGUCAUAAGUGAUGUCAUAGGCACAUGUGCCCAUGACGAUUACACAAGAACACACUUCAAUUAAUAAAAAAAUAUUGCUUAUAGCGUGAGGGUAGGAGAUUUGCCAGCAAGAAGAAGACUGUGUACUGGUAAAACCGGUUUUCCCUGUUGCAGAGCCUCAGUGUGAAGGAAGGACAACUGUGUUCCAUAAUCAAAACGCUCCAGGGUGGGGUGAUUUGCCAAAAAAACCUGGAUGUCUGUACACACCCCUUUAACAAGAGGACCAACGAUGGACAAAAGGCUACUCUUUGAGAAACAGUAUGUAUGGGGGGGGGAAGGAUAUUCAAUUGUGCAAAGGGUCUGGGCUUCUGGUGGGCAUAACCACUGAUGGAAAACCAAGCAGGAAUGUGCACUAUGUGAAAGCAACAGUUAAAAUGAACUAAAUGUUACUGUACAUUUUAGGAAGUGUAUGAAAACAGUGGAAGAUUUUUGGCUAAACACGUCACCUCAUAUGUUAGAUACAUUCAAAAUUGUUGCAUGAAGUUAUGAAAGAUGCUCCAUAUAUGUUGGUUAAUCUUUUUCUUUCUCAACACGCUCCCACAUUUUGUGAAUUAUGAUCCUACAAAAGCUGCAACAUUUUUUUUGCAAGCUGGAAUCCAGAUAGCACAAAACUGUUGUUGUUGCUGCUGCUGCUGCUGCUGCUGCUGUUGUUGUUGUAGCAAUUCACAGGAUAUUAGACCAGAAUCUUCCAAAAUUUCUUUACAUUGUUAGUCUUUUAAUAGUAGAAGAGAGUAGAAAACAAAAGCAAAUAGGGGUUUGUCUUCGUAUCAGUGCAUGUUCCUGUCAUUGUUCCCCAUUACAUAAAUUUUGUACAAGACAAAGCAGAAUGGAACUAACAAUGGAACUAACAAUUAGACUGUGAAUCCUAAAACAUUAAAUUUUUAUCAUGGUGUUUUAUCUCUUCUACAUAAUACAUAUUUAAAACCUUAUCCUCAUAAUCUUGAUUUUUUAACCAUAUAUCCAGAAUCAAUUUAUCAGGGGGUAAUUUGUGUAUUGAUAAACCUUUACACAUUUAGGCUAUGAUCCUGAGAGCAAGUUCCACUGAACUCAGAGGGACUUACUUCUGAGUAGACAUGCAUUGGUUUGCUCUGUUUACAGGCCUGUGGUAAUAAUAAUAAUAACAAUAAUUUAUACCCCGCCCAUCUGGCUGAGUUUCCCCAGCCACUCUGGACGGCUCCCAAUCAAGUGUUAAAAACAGUACAGCAUUAAAUAUUAAAAACUUCCCUAAACAGGGCUGCCUUCAGAUGUCUUUUAAAGAUAGGAUAACUGCUUAUUUCCUUCACAUCUGAAGGGAGGGUGUUCCACAGGGUGGGCGCCACUACCGAGAAGACCCUCUGUCUGGUUCCCUGUAACCUCACUUCUCGCAAUGAGGGAACCGUCAGAAGGCCCUUGGUGCUGGAUCUCAGUGUCUGGGCUGAACGUUGGGGGUGGAGACACUCCUUCAGGUAUACAGGACCAAGGCCGUUUAGGGCUUUAAAGGUCAGCACCAACACUUUGAACUGUGCUCGGAAAUGUAUGAAACAUGGUUCAUACACAUGAGUAAGUUGUUUCCCCUCUCAGUACAUUUGAACAGAAGUAUUUUUAUAAUUCUGUGUUUUUGUAUCUCCAGUCACAAUUAUUUCAACAAUGAAGAGCCACUGACAAUAUAUAAUGCUCUUUAGAAUAGAGAAUCAAAAAUGAAUGAAGCUUGGGUGUCUAGGGGAUACUACAGGGCAAAUGAGAACUAAAAGCAGUGUUGCAGUGGGUGGGGAGAUAACAGACAAACUAAGAAAGGUGUGUUUUCCCGGAGGGGGGGAGGAGUGAAUAAGGUAGGAUAGUUAGUCAAGGCUGGGAGUCAGAUUGCCUACAGUGAUUGCAUCAUGGCUUGUGGGGUUGCCAGCUGACCAAAUACAAACACAUUCAACCUGGCCUGCUCUUGUGCUUUUUAACUGUUGCUUGAUGUGUGAUGUGUAGAAGCAGCUUGUCAAGGUAGAAAGGCAAUCAUUUUCACAACCAACAUCUGUUCAAACUUAUGUUAAAGGCACAGGAGCAAAGGUUGGUGUCUAGCUAAUAGCCUUUCCCCCCAGAUUGGGCGAGGGUUUUUUCCUCCCCGAGAAACUAUCUCAUGGCAAACAAGAAUUCCAGUAGCAAUUCCAGGAAGCUAGAUUGCUGGCAAGGCACCAGAUCCUGGCUGCAUAAAGCACUUAUUUGUUUCUUAUUCAGCAUUAUGCUGCUACAAUAGAACAGCACUUUGUGGUUCAAACAUGAGUUGGUUUAUUUUUGUGAUCCUGCAAGGGAGUAAGCAAGACAGUCACAGGGCUAAACCUGACUGCCAAGUACAGUGGUGCCUCGCAAGACGAAAUUAAUCUGUUCCGCGAGUCUCUUCGUCUUGCGUUUUUUUCGUCUUGCGAAGCACGGCUAUUAGCGGCUUAGCGGCUAUUAAUGGCUUAGCAGCUUAGCGGCUUUAAGAAAAAGGAAACAAACUCGCAAGCCCAUAGGGAAAUUCGUCUUGCGGAACGACUCAAAAAACGGAAAACUUUUUCGUCUUGCGAGGCAUUCGUCUUGCGAGGUACCACUGUAGAUGUUAAUUACAUGACUACAAUUAAUGUGCACUUUUCUUUUCAGUUAUGUACAUCAGCCAGGAAGAAGCUUGACCAUGGGACCAUGUGGGGAGAGAGGGGUGAGUUUAACUCUUCAGCUUCCUUGCUGCUGACCCAGGCUUAAAAACAAAAGAGAGAGAGAGAGAUGUUUCUACACUUGAAAUGCAAAUAGCAGCUUCAGAAAGGCAUUUUUGGGACCAGGAAUGUGGCAGGAAGGCAAAGUGUUAAACUACUCUCCACAUCUCGCAGG